Molecule: messenger RNA, 2211 nt
Organism: Pleurotus ostreatus (oyster mushroom)
Lineage: Eukaryota; Fungi; Basidiomycota; Agaricomycetes; Agaricales; Pleurotaceae
Exons: 2
Coding region: 1-2211 (736 amino acids)
Biological process (GO): actin filament polymerization
Cellular component (GO): actin filament; cytoplasm
Molecular function (GO): actin binding; microtubule binding
Source: RefSeq, a predicted model, not a curated record
AUGAUCACCACUUUCAAGCUCACGAAGCGAGACGGCCUCACUCGCAGAAUUACAUUUCCCUCUUGGCCGGACUGGCAAACGCUAGCCCAGAAGAUUGAAUCCCUCUACAACAUCCCCUUCGACAACAUUGGCGUAUCGUAUGUCGACAAUGACGGCGACGAGGUCACCCUGAGCUCCCAAGAGGAGCUCGAGGAUUACCGUUUCACCACCUAUGAACCGGGUAAACUGGCCAAGUUCACCGUGCAGGACAUCAGCGCGCAGCUUAUGGAAGAGAAAUCCCUUCCAGAGACCCCACGAGCCUCAGCUGCCAGGAACACCUUUGGUGCGGACGGGCUCGUGUAUACAGUUGGGAUUGAGGACGACUGGCAGCCGCUUGGCCCGAAUAUCUUCAUUCCUAAAGGCCCUCUGAUGUCCGGUUCCACCACACCACACGCGUACGUUGAAACUGUGGACGACAGUGAGCCGGCCGUUCCAGCUCCACCUAGUCAACAUAAAGCCUCCAGCGCAAGCUCCUCGGUCAGUUCAAGCCAGUUCGGCACCGUCAAGUCCAGUGCAGACAAGGGCAAGAGCAGAGCAGACUCCCAGCCACCAGUGCCACCGAGAUCAGAGGCACUCGGAAGCGAUAGCGACGGAAUGUCUUCCACCGUUUCGUUGCUUGCUGAAGACUCCCCGACUAAACAGCCCGUUCACGUUUACAACAGGGGGGGCUCUGCUUCCAACAAGUCCGGAUUCCAUGUACCGUCCAGCAGCUCUCGGGCUUCCACUUCUCGUGGAGACGUGACUCCGGUCCAGGCAGAGAGUACACCGAAAGUCCUUGCGCAGUCGCUCAACCUGGAACACAGACGCACACCAGAUGCCACGCCGCCAACAGACCCUGCUCCUGAUCCUCCCCUUCCAUCUAUCGAAUCCCCAUCCCUAUCAAAUGAUGUUGCAUUGCUGCUCAACAACUUGACGUCUGCGUUCUCGUCGCACCCGGAACUCGCUGAGAGCCUUCGUCAAAUCGUUCAGAAUGCAUCCAAUGGUGCGUAUUGGGUUGCUCACCGCGAGGCGAUCACCAACGCAGCCCAAGAACUCGUACGUUCGGCUGAAGCAACGGGUCGAGCUGCUGAAGAAGAAGCAGGUCGACGCGUAGCAGAAGCUGUUGGUGGUAUCGUCAAGUCUCUGGCUGAUGCAACCUCGGGUAUCGCUCCUACCAACAGUGCCGAUGCGUCGAACACUACACCUUCUGCUCGUCCAGCACACCCGUUAGAGUCUGGUUACGCGCCAUGGCAGCGUUACAGGGGGGCACCCAGCUGGCAAGGGAGUUUACAGCCUUUCGGCUUCGCCUACUCUAGGCCGCGGUGGCCGGACAUGGGAAUGUUUGGCCCUCCUCCGCCCCACCAUGGCCAUGGUCAUGGUCGCCCCUUCCCUCCCCCGCCUCCUCCCUCGGGCCCCUUUGGCGAUCCUCACCCGCCCAUGUCCCCAGGAGGUGGUCCUCCUUACCCACCUCCGGGCUGGCCGCUCGGCGGGCCCCCUGGCCCAACACCUUGGGACGUGGCCCACGAUUUUGGUAUCCACGAUCGCGAAGACUCACGCGCGCAUGUCGAGGCUGCGAAGAGCCUGUACAAGGCCGAGAAAGAGCGCUACAGACAAGAACGCGAGGUCCGCCGUAAAGAGAAGGAACGUUUGGCUUCUCUAAAGCAUGGAAACACCGAGUCAAUACCACCGCUUUCUUUCUAUUACGAGUAUGCUAAUCGUCUCCACAGGCUUCCUGGUGCUAGCACUAACAAAGUCGAAGAGGAACCAAAGCCCGCUCCACCACCGCCCAAGCCUCAGACACCUCCCAUCGUUCAGACCGUCAGCAAUGCUCAUGGCGGGUUCCCCGAAUUUGAAAUGUACAACGUUCCGAAGAGGCACAACACACAUCUUGGACACAGUCAUCGCCGUGGAGCCUCCUCUGUAUCGCGACCCGGUCCAAGUGCUGAAAACACCAGAGAGCGAGCCCUCGCUCAUAUGACCAAAAGACUUGCUGAUAUGGGCUUCACUGAGAGCGCUUAUCCCUCCCUUCCAGCGAAGAUUCGAGCAAACAUGCCAGAAAUUGGUCCCGUUACUAAAGAAAAGGAAGAUGACAUCGUAACGACCCUCUUGGAAGACAUGCUCGCCAUGUCGCCCAAACCACCCAAGGGCCCCGGAUCGCCCUCGGGCUCGACUCCUGGUGGAUGGCGCUUUUGA